AUGCAUCUCUUCAGCUACCUCGUCGUUUCUGCUGGUCUCACGGUAUGCGCAGCUUCAGCAAUUGCCAGUUCUCCAUCUCAGAUUUUACUUCCGAAACCAACCGGCUUGUACCAAGUCGGCCGCAGCACUGCUGAACUGGUUGACCAUAGUCGGAUACAACCAUUUGCUCCGGAUGUCGAACCUGUGAGACUGGAGGUCACUAUAUUUUAUCCCGCUGUUCACCAACACCAUUCUAUCCCAGGAGCAUAUUUUCCCUUGGAAACUGCUCUUAUCGAAGACAACUACCUCAGUAGUUUAGGACUUGCAUCACCGAAUGGGACCUUCGAAAAGCUCGCUCUUCACCUUGCUAGCAAUGAACCGACCCAGAAUCUCACCGGACAGCCUUCCUGCGAAUUUUCACUUGUUAUCUUCUCGCCCGGCGAAGGUACCACUCGUCUUUUCUAUAGCCAAAUUGCUGCAACUAUCGCCAGCCAAGGCUUUAUUGUCGUUACUAUCGAUGCACCAUACGAUGUGGAUGUUGUUCAGUAUCCGAAUGGAGAUCUAGCCUUCAUCAACUCAACACUAUGGGAUACAACCAACGAUACGGCACUCGAAGCAACCGCCUAUCUUGCUAUUCAAACCCGCAUGGCAGACGUCAGUUUCGUUCUUGAUUCCUUGUCCAACGCCACUUUGGCAGCAACCCUCAUACCCAAUUUGCCUCCUUCGAGAUUGAAUACUUCUCACGCAGCCAUGUUUGGACACUCCUUGGGCGGCGCGACUGCAUAUUCUAUUCUGGGUACCGACGAUCGAAUUGUCGGUGGAUUAGACAUGGACGGUCUCCUUUUCGGCCCCGGACUUCCAAAUGGGACAUCCAAGCCUUUCAUGUUGAUGGGGCACGGCGGUCAUACUCGGGCCAAUGUGACAGAUGAUCCUUUUGGUACUUGGACAGCUGCUUGGUCCAAUUCGACUAAUUCGACUGGCUGGAAAAGAGAUAUUGUUAUUUCGGGUACGCUACAUUACGACUUUAGCGACUAUCCGAUUGUGUUUGAUACGUUGGGAAUCAGCCCAUGCAAUGAGACUGUGAGAGACGAUAAUCUUCUCAUUGGGAGCUUGAAGGGAAAAAGAUCGCUGGAGAUUGUAACUACAUACGUUGGAGCUUUUUUGGACUUUGUGCUUUUCGGGAAGUGCUCUGCAUUGUUAGACGGUCCCGUAGACGAGUUCCCUGAAGUUGUGUUUGAUUAUUAA
Mollisia scopiformis is the source of this 1224-nucleotide messenger RNA. RefSeq lists its product as uncharacterized. The coding region runs from base 1 to 1224 and encodes 407 amino acids. The record is from RefSeq and is a predicted model, not a curated record. Lineage: Eukaryota; Fungi; Ascomycota; Leotiomycetes; Helotiales; Mollisiaceae. Gene Ontology annotation, molecular function: 1-alkyl-2-acetylglycerophosphocholine esterase activity. The transcript has a single exon.